UCCAAUCAGAACGUAGAAUUAGUCGUCCUCGAUAUAAUUUCCUCCAUGAAGCCCGAUUGAAAACAGUUAUCAUCUCCAUUAUUUACAAUGUCUAAUUACAAAAUUGGAGUUAAUUUAAGGGUGACAGAAAAUAGCAAUCAAGGUGGAAGAAAGUAUAUGGAAGAUAAUAAUUGUAUACAAUUUGUCAAAAAUGACGAGGGCGGAUAUGAAUUUGCAUACUUUGGAAUAUUCGAUGGCCAUGGCGGUUCCGAAGCGUCAAAGUUUGUCCGUGAUCAUUUAUUGAAGCAAAUUAAGAAAUACGAUUACUUCUGGGAUGGUGAUGAUGAACAGAUUUUGUCCGCUAUUAGAAAUGGCUUUCUCGACACUCAAGAACUUAUGUGGAAAGAAGUUGGUAAAUGGCCGCGGACAGCCAGUGGUCAUCCAAGUACUUCUGGCACUACAGGCAGCAUAGCAAUAAUUAAAAAUUCCAAGCUAUACAUUGGUCAUGUUGGUGAUUCUGGGGUCGCCCUUGGGUAUGACCAAAUCAGAAAGUCUGAAAACCAAUCAGUUAACCAAAUUGCUGGAGUUAUGCUGACGAGGGAUCACAAACCAGAUAGCCCAGAGGAGAUAAAGAGGAUUGAAAAGGUCGGAGGUCAGGUGGUAGCCAAAGCUGGAGUCCAGCGAGUAGUGUGGAACCGCCCAAACAUCAGCAACAAGGGCCCAGUGCGAAGGAGUACCCCGAUCGACAAGAUACCAUUCCUAGCCGUAGCAAGAAGUUUAGGUGAUUUAUGGAGCUUCAAUUAUCAGAACAAUGAGUAUGUCGUUUCUCCUGUUCCGGACGUCUGUGUUCAUGAGCUGGAUCCAGAUAUUCACAGGUGCCUAAUCUUGGGUUCAGACGGAUUGUGGAACAUGAUGACAGCAGAGGCGGCGGCUGCCAUGGUGGCAGACUUGGAGUACCACUUUGAAUACAAAGUUAUCCAUGAUUUGAAUGUACCUGUGUCUUACUGGAUAAAUCCAGCAGAAAAACUCGUUCAAAAAGCUCUGUACAAAUGGCGGGCUAAAUUUAUGAAAGCUGACAAUACAAGUUGUAUUGUGGUGUUGAUUGAUCCACUUGGACCCAGAAAACUCUCCAUUCUCAAGAAGAAGAGGGAGGAAUUUCACCAGAAUAUAGUACAUGAGAAAAGUGUUCCUUCUUCUCCAGUUAGGACUUCUCCAAGGAAACACGAAAAUGCUACAAAGCCAGAGGCAGUGAAGAGUGCUAAAGAAGACGAGAACAAGAAGAAAUUGUCAUUCAGUCGAAAUAGCACGCACAGUGUGACCCCAAAAACAGUUGUCUCUCCUGUCUCAACAGAAAAAUCCAAACGGUCCUCCAUACCCACCGUGGGUAAUUCUGUACUAGAUGACAGUAUUCAAGCUAACAGUGUCCAUUUCAAAGCAAAUCUGGUGCAAGGAAUGUGUGCCAAAGAGAAGCUCAGUGUGAGCUGCUCUAAUGUGUUUGCAAAAUUCAAAGGUAGCAAAUCGGACUUGGAUGUGAAUAAAUCCACACAGGGUGUUCCAAUCACAAGAGCAAGACAUCACUCUGGAAAUGUGAUCCUUCAGUCACAUAAAUCACAAAAACAUCUAGAUCAAAACCAAAAACCAUUGAGAAACCAGGUUUUUACUGCAUCAUCAUUGAAAGAUCUUUCUGUGCUGACAGACAGCUUAAAACCUUACCAGACAAACCGAGUUCACAUACCAGAGAAAAAUAUGAAAGAAGUGGAACCUCCAAUCUCUUCCUGCAGUCUCAAAGAUGUACAGAAUUUCAUGGAUUGUGGCAAAAGUGAAAUUAAGGUGCGAACAAAUAGUGAUAUGAAUCAAAGAGCAAACAAAAGGGAUGCAAGUCAAAAAGAUUUGAAAGUGGACAAUAUUAUAAAGGAUAAUUCUGCAGAAUGUGGGGGGCAUUUUCUGCGAAGACAUUCUGUCAGUGCAUUGGAAAGUAAAAAGGCAUCAUGUGUCGCCUCAAAACUGAGAAAGGUGAAGCGUAGGUCCUUGCGGUGUCGAGGUCAAGUAGAGAACAAGGUCAAAGCAAGCACAUCAACAAUCCCUGGUGUGAAGCGGAAAAGAAACAGUAACGAAGAUGUACCUCACACAAAGAGGACGUGCCGGAGAUAGUGCUAGUAUAUUUAUUUUAUGUAUGGUUGUGCAUGUUGUUCUCUUUUCUUUCUAGAUUGGAUCUUUUUUGAAAUUGUCAACACACAAACAUCUAUGCAUUUGCCAAAGGUUUUCUGAAUACUCAAAUUUUCACCUUUAAUACCAAUAAAUCAGAAAGAUUUUUUCCAUUAUGUCAGCAUAAACUUGUAUUUUUACACAUUACAUUAAUGGGUCUUCUUCACAUGGUCUCUAUAUAUAGAAUGUCAAGAACAUUUCUUCUGAUUUUAUUGAGAUGGAGGAAGUGAGCAAUAUCAAAUUCGUCUUGUACCCCAUGUGGAGAAGUUUGAGGAGUAGAGUUAUUAUGACAAGCACUAUGCACACUGACUCGAGUAAUUUCUGUUCAAUGUUUCUGUAAUUUUCUGUUAUUUAAUGUUUCAAUGUCGAUUUUUUUUUUUUAUCUUUUCAAAAUUUGGAAGCUCUUGGGGAAGGGGGGAGCUUUACCAAUGUUUUAUUAUAUUUUGCAGAGUAUAUAACGUGCUAUAAAACCAAUCAAUAACCACCAUUCAGUACUAUCAUUGUGUAUGGCAAAAUGGCUAGCUGUUAAAAGGUUAAAAUUUAUUAUGAAGAAUUUGAUUUCUCAUUUCUGAUCAAUUUUACUAGAAAUUAAAUUUUAUCAAUCAUUUCAAACAUUCACAACAAUUUUACUCUGACAUUCUUACAAAUUACCAAUUGAUUUUAAGUAACUUUGUGCAGCUGAAUGAGUGAACUCUUUACCAAGUUACACUGAUCAAUUUUAUAGUUAUUUUGUGUUUAAAGCCUAAAUUUACUAAGAGAAAAUUAACAGUUUGCAGUUAAUGUGAUUUUCUACUUGCAGCACACCAAAAUCAUUUUUAUGCAAUGCAAAUUAUAAAUUGAACAAUUUUUAAGAUGCACAAUAAUUUUAUGAACAAAAACUGGUCUUUUAAAUGUUUUCUGUUUUGACUUGAAAUGUUUUAUUUACUGUACUGAUUAUUCAAAUUAUUUAAUAUUAAGCAUUCUUUCUUGUACUUAAAUGUAGACAAAACAGUUUUAGUUAUUUUCUGUUAUUAUUAAAUUCUAUGGGUGUAAAACCAUUAGUUUUAGUAAUUAUUUUUUGGUCAAUAUUGGACUGCUAAUCUUAAUGUUGACUUGUCAUUGUUUAAUGUGUAUGUGUUUCGUAUGGUUAUAUAUGCUGAUUAUAGUGCUAUAAAAAAAUUCAUGAUGUGCUUUUUAAUUUUUCUGAUCAAUGAGAAUGAUGCAUAAUGUUAGAUUUUGUUGUUAUUAUGGACUCUUGUGAGGGAAAAAAAAACUAAGAUGUUUUAAAAGCCUGCAGCAUAUUUAAUAGUUUGACUUUGCUAAUAGUAAAACUCUGCUUCCCUACAAAAGGAUGCAGUAAGCCCCUUAACUUGAUUAAAACUGAAUAUAUUGUUUCUUUGAAAUUGCCUUUUGAAAUUCUUUCAAAUGUUGUAAAUAUAUAUAAUUUGUACAGUGAUGAUAUACAUGUAUAUUUCAUUUGAUCACAAGGUGAUGAAUGUCUUCAGGGAUUUUUGUUAGUUUGUUAUUUUUUUUUUUUAUUAUUAUUUAAAAAUUGCAAAUAUGUAUUAUAAUUCAUUUUCAUGGAACAAAUCACUAGUGUAAAUAGCAUAUGCUUUCAAAACCAUGUUAUAGUGUUAACUGAGAAUAAAAACUUUUAUAAUGUGUAAUCUUUACACAAA
Messenger RNA from Ostrea edulis (European flat oyster), 3842 nucleotides. RefSeq lists its product as uncharacterized. The transcript is spliced from 5 exons. Gene Ontology annotation, molecular function: mitogen-activated protein kinase binding; cation binding; protein serine/threonine phosphatase activity. The record is from RefSeq and is a predicted model, not a curated record. Gene Ontology annotation, biological process: protein dephosphorylation. The coding region runs from base 88 to 2130 and encodes 680 amino acids. NCBI's taxonomy places the organism in Eukaryota, Metazoa, Mollusca, Bivalvia, Ostreida, Ostreidae. Gene Ontology annotation, cellular component: cytosol; nucleus.